AUGGGUUCCCUUCUCACCGCACUCUUCACCAGAGUGAUGCCAAACCCAGCUUCCCGCCUUCGCAAGGCCUGCAAGAGCGGUACUAUUGAUGAUGUAUCUCAUCAGUUGACUCUUCAGAUGGGUAACUACCAACCUCCGGAACUAUUCAUGGCUGCAAUGGACGGAAAUAACUGCCCUGUUCUGGAAUAUCUCAUCACCAACUUUAGAGACGACAAGCCAUCGCCGCCGUGGUACACCGACUACAAGGUUAUAAUGCAGGCUACUCAACGACUAGAACAUUUCAAGCUUUUCUGGGCAGCCGAUCCUUCUGUCAGCACAGCGUACUUGGGCCAUACAGGAAAUGCGCUAGGGCUUGUAGUUCUGGGUGGAAAUGUCCCUUUGCUGCGCUUCCUACUCGAGGCUGGAGCAAACCCCAACGAUGCUCAGUUGAUGCACAGACCAGCUGCCAAUUUCGCUAUUCAUUCUGCAUGUUCGGAAAUUGUGAAUCUACUUGUGGAUUAUGGGGCGAGUAUCAAGGAGUCGAAUGCGUUAGCUAUUGCACUAGACGCGGGCAGGAUGGAUAUUUUAAAGCUCCUGAUUGAGAAAGGCGGAAUGGAUAUUAAUAUUAUCCAAAAAGAUGCUACAUAUAGUUAUGAAGGCGAUAACAAUGGGGAUGAACCUAUUAUUAGUGGCACCGUAUUGCAUCUAGCUAUUGCAAAGGGGCAAACAGACGUGGUCAGGGUUCUUUUACAUGAUUUUAAAGCCGAUACUAAGAUUGAGGAUGACAAAGGCAGAACAGCCUUGCUGGUAGCUCAAGAGCACGGAUACCAGGAAAUCGUUAGCCUAUUAGAACAAGAGAAGUCGGAGUAA
This is a messenger RNA of [Torrubiella] hemipterigena, 849 nucleotides long. The record is from the annotation of a GenBank genome assembly. NCBI's taxonomy places the organism in Eukaryota, Fungi, Ascomycota, Sordariomycetes, Hypocreales, Clavicipitaceae.